AUGUGGGGCGCAGGGGCGCCACCAUCCCUGCAGGUCAUCGUGAAGGUCCUGAAACACGCCGCGGUCAAAGGACAGAUCCAGCUGAACCGCUGGCUCCAGAGAUCCUCCCUGGACGAGGGCGAUAAAGCAGACAUCUUGAUAUGCAACGCCUUUGAGGAGAGAGGAGGCGCCAUCGACGAAGACCCGGAGAGCAUCGUUGACACUAGAGUGUCAUUCACCGGUGGCGCCACCAACGAGGAGUUCAGACACCAGUGUUGUAUUACAACGUGCUGCUUCAAGAGCACCCUCCUGGCAUGCAUUAUGACAGCUGUCUGCUUCUCCUCCGUGGCUCUAGUCAGACAGCACCUCAAGGACCUUCUGCUCUGGGUGGAGAGCUUGGACAGCCUGGUUGGAGCCAUGCUGUUCAUAGUUGGUCUGAUCAUUGUGUCCUUCCCGUUCGGCUGGGGUUACAUGGUGCUGAACGUGGCUGCGGGGUACCUCUAUGGCUUUGUGCUGGGUAUGGGACUGGUGAUGGUCGGGGUGCUCAUUGGGACCUUCGUGGCUCACCUGGUGUGUAAGAGACUGUUGACGGACUGGGUGGUCAACAAGGUGGGGAACUCUGAGCAGCUCAGUGCUGUGAUUCGGGUGGUGGAGGGGGGGAGUGGACUCAAGGUGGUGGCCUUAGCGAGACUCACGCCCAUACCGUUUGGACUCCAGAAUGCAGUGUUUUCAGUGAGUUGA
Molecule: messenger RNA, 720 nt
Organism: Coregonus sp. 'balchen'
Lineage: Eukaryota; Metazoa; Chordata; Actinopteri; Salmoniformes; Salmonidae
Source: the annotation of a GenBank genome assembly